UCUGAAGAUGGAGGAAGUAAAAAACAGGAUUACCCUUAGCUACAGAUCCACUGCCUUAGUUUCCAUAACCAACUGCGGGGCACAAACACACGAUCGCUAAGCCCAGGAAAGAAACCGAGAAAGGAAAAGACUCAUUAACAAAACAAACCAACCGGGGGGGGGAUGAUGGAAUUGUUUCCCUACACGCACUGCUGAGCACUGCACUUUGAUUAUGGAAGUGGAGGCUACUGAUGGAUACCUGCCCUGUGACCAUGACCUUUCACCUGAAAGGGAGCACUCCAAUAUGGCAAUCGACCUUACUUCAAGCACACCCAAUGGGCAACAUACCUCACCAAGUCACCUGACAAGCACAAAUUCCAUAAAGCUGGAAAUACAAAGUGAUGAUGAGGAUUCUGAUAGAAAGCCUCUAAGGCAGGAAGAUGGGCAGGAUGAAGGCAGCAGUUUGGAAGAGCCCCUCACGGAGAACCAGGAGAUUGUGGAAAACAGAAAAAUGCAGGAGCUGUCAGGCGAGGGAGGAAUCCGGCUUCCGAAUGGUAAACUGAAAUGUGACGUCUGUGGCAUGGUUUGCAUUGGGCCCAAUGUGCUUAUGGUACAUAAAAGGAGUCACACUGGUGAGCGUCCCUUUCACUGUAACCAGUGUGGAGCUUCCUUCACCCAAAAGGGGAACCUACUGAGGCACAUCAAAUUACACUCUGGAGAAAAACCAUUCAAAUGUCCCUUCUGUAGCUAUGCCUGCCGGAGGAGGGAUGCCCUCACAGGACACCUCAGGACACACUCUGUGGGUAAACCUCAUAAAUGUAACUACUGUGGACGAAGCUACAAACAGCGCAGUUCUUUGGAGGAACACAAGGAACGCUGUCAUAACUACCUUCAGAAUGUCAGCAUAGAGGCUGCGGGGCAAGUGAUAAGUCAUCAUGUCUCUACUAUGGAAGAUUGUAAGGAGCAAGAAGCUGGGAUGGACAGCAAUGUUACUCUGGUGCCUUUUGAAAGACCUGCUGUGAUAGAGAAGCUGACAAGCAACAUGGGAAAGCGUAAAAGCUCCACCCCACAGAAGUUUGUGGGUGAAAAGCUCAUGAGAUAUAGUUAUCCAGAUAUUCAUUUUGACCCAAACUUAUCAUAUGAGAGAGAUGCUGAGCUGAUGCAAACUCACAUGAUGGACCAAGCAAUCACCAAUGCAAUCUCUUACCUUGGAGCAGAGGGACUUCACCCAUUGAUGCAGCACACACCAAGCACAAUUGCUGAUGUGGCACCUGUCCUAAGUUCAGCUUAUGCUCAGGUCUACAACCCUAACAGGAUAGAAAGACCGGUGAGCAGAGAAACCUCUGACAGCAAUGAAAAUAAUGUGGACGGCCCUCUCUCCCUCAUCAGACCAAAGAGUCAUCCCCAAGAAAGAGAGGCCUCACCUAGCAAUAGCUGCCUCGAUUCCUGUGACUCAGAGAGCAGCCAUGAAGACCACCAGUCCUUCCAAGGAAACCUUGCCUUAAAUCCCAAACAAAAGCAAAGCCCAGCUUACAUGAAGGAUGACUCCAAGGCUUUGGAGGUCAGUAAAGCAUCAAAGGGCUCUUUAAAGGAUAUCUAUAAGGUCUUCAAUGGAGAAGGAGAGCAGAUAAGGGCAUUUAUGUGUGAACACUGUCGAAUUCUUUUCCUAGACCAUGUCAUGUACACCAUUCAUAUGGGGUGUCAUGGCUACCGGGACCCCUUAGAAUGCAACAUUUGUGGCUACCGGAGUCAGGACCGAUAUGAGUUCUCUUCCCACACUGUCCGAGGAGAACAUACAUUCCACUAAGCCUUCUUUUCCAAAGGGGACACUGAAGUAGAAAAACAAACACUGCACAUGAAGAAAUACUGCACUUGCAAGCCCACUUUUCCUCAGAUGUCGACACAGCUUUUCUCAUUGGUUCUGUUUUCCUUGCGGCUAUUUUUAAUUAUUGUUAUUUUUGUUGUUGCUCUGUUUUGGGGAUCCAGUCUCACGUUACCACCAGUGGUGAGGUGAGAAGGAAGGAAAGGAGGGACCAGAGCGUAGUUUGGCUUAUUGUUUUUGCUAUGAAAACAGACGUUUCCCUUUCAUAGUGGAAAGUGAAAGGGAAUUCAUUUCUGUCACAGUUUUUCCUAUAGCUUUUCAAAUAUCUUGGGUACUGCUGAACUCCACAAGGUGCUCUGACAUCUUAGCAAAUUGCCAUUUUGGGGGAGAAUGAUAAUUUCAAAGGUAUAAAGCCCUUUUAAAUAUGUAGCUAAAGUUUUGUUCAGGUUGGGAGAGGAGAUUCUUAUUUUGCAAAAUUUCUAGCAAAAGGGGUAUGUGUAGGGGCAGGGAGAGGUUUAGCUUAAGACUAACCUAUAUUCUAGAGAUUUAGGAGCACAAAUAAAUAUCAAGUUUGCUCAGAAGUUAUUUCCUGAGGUGAGGUACUUUCUUACAUGGUAUUGUUUGUCUGGAAUGUAAGGGAAUUAUUUAUAUCUAAAUACUAAAUCACAUAACUGAGAUUUGAUUUUACACAUGAUGUGACAUCAUCCAGGAAAUUUGAAAAGAUAAAAUGUUAUUUUAUUUAUCCCAAUAUGCACUUUUAAAAAGGAAAGAGAACUAAUUUCUAGGAUGCUCUUAUGUCAUUAACAUUCAUUUCCCAGCUUCCUGUGGGCCUUAAAUGAUGGCCUUGUGUAUUUUUUUUAAGUUGUUUAGGUGACUUGGAGUCUACGUAUGUUUACUCAAAAGUAAGCUUCACUUAGUUCAGAAGGGGUUUAUUUCCUAGUAAAGAUUCUUAGUUUAGAAAUACAGAUAUCAUUAUUUAUGUAGCUGCUUUAGAAUCUCAAAUAUGCUCAUCACAAAUGCAUUUGAACUAUGAAAUACUUAUAUUUUUCAUUUUAUUUUCUGUAGUGUGAAGCAUUAAGAAUCUGAGUAAACUAAGACCUUCAGUUAGGAGAUCUGUAUCCUGAAUCAGCUGGCUAGAGCUGCCGUAGUGAU
Candoia aspera is the source of this 2953-nucleotide messenger RNA. RefSeq names its product IKAROS family zinc finger 2 (gene IKZF2). Gene Ontology annotation, molecular function: DNA-binding transcription factor activity; RNA polymerase II cis-regulatory region sequence-specific DNA binding. Gene Ontology annotation, biological process: regulation of transcription by RNA polymerase II. The record is from RefSeq and is a predicted model, not a curated record. The coding region runs from base 212 to 1786 and encodes 524 amino acids. The transcript is spliced from 8 exons. Lineage: Eukaryota; Metazoa; Chordata; Lepidosauria; Squamata; Candoiidae.